Molecule: messenger RNA, 1260 nt
Organism: Recurvomyces mirabilis
Lineage: Eukaryota; Fungi; Ascomycota; Dothideomycetes; Mycosphaerellales; Teratosphaeriaceae
Exons: 1
Coding region: 1-1260 (419 amino acids)
Source: RefSeq, a predicted model, not a curated record
AUGUCUCUUAUCAUCGAGAAACUGAACGAUGACACGACCUUCCUGUUCGCCUUCGCGCCAUCGUUCGCGCCAAAGGACACCAAGACCGGCCGCAAGUUCCCAGGCGCGUUUACCAUACUCAUGGACCCGUGGCUGGGUGGGCCAUCAACGAUACUACACCCAAGCUUCCAAGUAGCCAGCCAUACCGGAUCAGCUGUCAUCAAGUCCUUGACAGAGCUCGACCCGCCUCCCGACGUGAUAGUCAUUAGCCAGGACAAACCCGAUCACUGCCAUGAGCCGACGUUGUGUUCUCUACCAAAGGAUACAAAGACGCGAAUACUGGCAACUCCAGGCGCAGCCAAGACGAUCAAGAGUUGGAAGUACUUUGAGUAUGACAUUGUGCACAUCAUGAGACCAUACCACCCGACAAAAGCAGGCGUGCUGACGAAAAUUCGACUGGAGCCGUAUACCUCGAAUAGCUCACCCGGUGAGAUCACGAUUGCGAACAUUCCGACUCGACGCGAUCUUACUGGACUGCAUAAUGCUAUAGGCAUCACAUACCGACCACCAGGCUCACUUCUCAGCACUUUCGGAGACGACACGAUCAGCCUAUCCGACCUAGCUCGCGCGCCGAACAAGAAACACGAAUUGCGAAAAUCCCAAUCAGCAGCCAACGUCUCAAAGUCGACACCGAAGCCAACGGCGACACGCGAACGAUCUGACAGUGCUCCGCGACCAAUUUACCUCGAUCCGCUCGGCAAGACCCAACCUCCACUACCCACCCACACCACCACCACCACCACCACCACCCUCCCCUUCUCUGAACUCAAGCGCGUCGAUUCCAAAAUAUCCCAAAAGACCAGACGUCACCGCGAGAAAACCCUCAGCAUAAUCUACACCCCUCACGGACUAAAUAUGCACACCCUGAACGACUACACAACCCACCAUCUCCACCGCAUCUCCGCCUAUCCCCUCACCGCCCUCUUCCACUGCUGGAACACGGAAGAGAACCCCUGGAUCCUCGGCGGUAAAGUCGCGAACGGUGCACCCAGCGGUGUCGAGGUGGCAGCCGCGAUGGAGGCGAAACAUUGGAUCAGCACUCAUGAUGAGAUUAAGGAUUUGAAGGGUUUUGCUACGAUUUGGUUGAGGAGUAGACGGUAUUGUCAUGAGGAGGUUAUUGGGAUGUUGUGGGAGGCGGAGAGUAGAAAGGAUAGGAAGAGGAGAGACAAGACGAGUUUGAAGGUAAUGGAUGUUGGGGAGAGGUUUAGGAUUGAGGGGUGA